AUGCCGCGCAAACUCCCCUGGAAAACGAAACCCGAGGACUCACCGCCCAACACGACGCCCAAGAAGCAAAGUCCUCGUCCUGAAUCCUCCGCCCCUCCGCUUACUUGGUCUCGUCGCCCCCUGGAGCAAGGUACCCCUCCGUGCCACCCGACAGAAUCCCAUCACGUGCCAGUAGGAGCCGCCAGCCCAGCAGUAAGCUCCCGUUUAUAUGCCCGCAUCUCGCGUCCAUCAGCUCAUACUUGGGGGUCGGGUAGGUUCAUGAUUGCCGGGCCGGCGGGCGACGAUAGAUACCGCAUGGUGGAGGACGAGCUGCUGGCCACGGCGGGCCUGUUCACCGCGCACCUCCACCGCGCCGAGUACACGCGCCUGAAGAGGCUCGCGGCGGCGCAGAACGCGGCGGCGAUCCGCGAGAUUGAGCGGCCGGUGGUGCCUGGGCCGGCGACGGCGACGGCCACGCGGCGCAGGGGGCUUGCUUCGCGGACGGCGCGGAGGCGAGGGCUGGGGCGCGGCGACGGCGAGGGGCCCUGGGUGGGAAGCAGCCUGCAGGGCUUGAUGGAGACGCCGCGCGGCGAGGAUGCGAGCUUGGCCGGCGUCGGGGCCAGGUUGGGAGGAGGAGGAGGAGGUUUGGGGGCGACGUCGCGGCCGCGAGCGGCUGUGGUUUCCGCCUGUCCGCCGGCCGAGGUUGGGGGGAGGAGGGAUGGCGAGGCGUCGUCUUCUGCUGGGGCGGGCGCAGGACGGGGUCGGGUUGAGGCGGUGCAGGGUGAGGGUGAGGAUGAUGAGGACGAUCCUUUUGGCGGUGAGGGUGAGGAUGAUGAGGACGAUCCUUUUGGCGUGAGGCAGAGGCGGGUGAGGCGGGAGAAGUCGAGGGAGCAGAUGGCGAGGAGGACGGGUGAGCGGGAGACGCAGACGCCCACGAAGCUGGAGAGGGACAUGAUACCUCGCUUCUUUUGA
Metarhizium acridum CQMa 102 is the source of this 951-nucleotide messenger RNA. Lineage: Eukaryota; Fungi; Ascomycota; Sordariomycetes; Hypocreales; Clavicipitaceae. The record is from RefSeq and is a predicted model, not a curated record.